Telopea speciosissima is the source of this 468-nucleotide messenger RNA. Its product is annotated as telomere repeat-binding protein 4-like. Lineage: Eukaryota; Viridiplantae; Streptophyta; Magnoliopsida; Proteales; Proteaceae. The record is from RefSeq and is a predicted model, not a curated record. The transcript has 2 exons. The coding region runs from base 1 to 468 and encodes 155 amino acids.
AUGAAAUUGGAUAUGAAACCUCAUGCACUGCUCAGUUUAGACAACAGUGUUGAGGUGCCUUUGUGUAGAGACCAUGUUCCUUAUGAUUCUUUUCCUGGGUGUUGGGAUGAUUUAAAGGUAGUUAGUAGAGAUGAUGAAAACUCUUCCAGUUGCACUCAACCUAGCAAUGUAACUUCAAGGGGCUUCAAGUCUCCACCACAUAUUGGAGAACGGAAGAUAAGGAAGUUGUUGGCUUCCAAAUAUUGGAAAAUGGCUCCAAAGCUGAAAGAUGAGGAUAUUUCAAACAGUGAUGGGGAAAUGAAGCCUCUUCACCUUAAGAGGAAAAACUCUUAUACACGUCAAAGAUCACAGAGGAAUUCUCUAUUUAAGAAGAGAGAGCUAUUUGAUGAAAGCUCCAUAUUAACAUUUGAUGGUGGGAUGAGUAAUGAAGGCAUUUCUAACUCACACAUUAUCAGACUGGCUGGGUAG